Messenger RNA from Syzygium oleosum, 1035 nucleotides. RefSeq lists its product as uncharacterized. The transcript is spliced from 2 exons. NCBI's taxonomy places the organism in Eukaryota, Viridiplantae, Streptophyta, Magnoliopsida, Myrtales, Myrtaceae. The record is from RefSeq and is a predicted model, not a curated record. Bases 576 to 977 code for a protein of 133 amino acids.
UUGCCACUAAAGAAGCAAAUAGGAAUGCCAAAGAAAAAACGAAGAAUACAGGAGGGAGAGACAUCAAGUCAGAGGAUGAGUAAGACCGGGGUGAAGAUGAAAUGCUCCUAUUGCCACAAGGAAGGGCACAAUAAGAAAGGUUGUCAGUUGAAAAGACAACGUAAACAAGAAGUUGUUGCAAGAGCUGAUCGUGGGCCAAGAACAACACCUACUGAAGAGGUUGCUCUUGGGCCUACUGAAGGGCCAACAAAAGGCCCUGUUGUAGGCCCAAGUGCAGGGACAAGUACAGGCAAGACGACAACAACAACAACUGAGUCCACUGUCGAACAAAUGAGGAAAAAAUAUCCAGUAAGCUAUAUAUUGUUGUGUUUGUCUUUUAUGGGCUGAGUUUAAUUUUGUUAUGUGUUUCUCAGGUGAGAAGAUGACCAACUGCACAAGUUGCACAAGGACAGGGAGCCCCACAGGUUGCUCCCCCACAAGUUGCUCAAAGUGAUGCACCACAGCGAACAAGAGGGGUUCUUGGAAAAAGAAUAAGGCAAUAUGGUUAUGGGAUUUACACAGAUGAACGUACUGGAAUGACUAUUUUCAAUCCUGGAAGAAGGUCGGAGGUGCUUAUCUCUCAAGGUGGGCCAACUCAAGAGUCAAUGGCGCAGCCAAAGAAGAGCACAAAGAAGAAGAAGAAGACAGGGAGUACAGCUUCAAAACAGCCACCAACAAAUAAAGUUGCACCAGUUCCAUCUCAACCAACAGAACCAGUACUAGUUCCUUCUCAACCGACUGAUCAUGGGACCAAUGUUCCUACGGAGAGGUCCCGACACAUGACACGUGCUACAAAAAAAAUUGUUGAUGCUAAGAAGAAUGUGACAGAAAUGCCAGUUAAUGAACCUACGCGUCCAGUUCGAAAGAUUGCCCGAAUUAUGAAUCAAUUCAAAAGUGCAAAAGGAAAAGGAGCCGGGGGUGUUGUGCAUAUUGACUAAUGGGAGGGUGCUGGACAUGGUAUCUUCAUUGAUGGGGAUUGCUGCCAUUGUUGUUAUG